This is a messenger RNA of Beauveria bassiana ARSEF 2860, 3600 nucleotides long. RefSeq names its product CLAP1-like protein. Gene Ontology annotation, molecular function: ATP hydrolysis activity; copper ion binding; ATP binding. NCBI's taxonomy places the organism in Eukaryota, Fungi, Ascomycota, Sordariomycetes, Hypocreales, Cordycipitaceae. Gene Ontology annotation, biological process: monoatomic cation transport; copper ion homeostasis. The record is from RefSeq and is a predicted model, not a curated record. The coding region runs from base 1 to 3600 and encodes 1199 amino acids. Gene Ontology annotation, cellular component: membrane. The transcript is spliced from 2 exons.
AUGGCUCCCUCACCCAUUCAAAUUCCCAAACGGGAAGCCAGCCAUCUGUCUGCGACGUUGGCCUCUCCCGGCACAGCACACAUGGCCACCACCACGCUGCGCGUGAGCGGCAUGACCUGGCUCGCGCCAGAGUCCGCCGUUGCGCCAUCCAUCACUAACCCUAAGGACUGUAGUUGCGGUGCAUGCACCUCUGCCGUUGAAGCUGGCUUCAAGGGUCUCGAAGGCGUCGGCAGCGUCUCCGUCAGUCUCAUCAUGGAGCGCGCCGUUGUCAUGCACGAUCCGGCCAAGAUUUCCGCCGCCCAGAUCCAGGAGAUUAUCGAGGAUCGUGGCUUCGACGCCGAAGUUCUCGCCACCGACCUGCCCAGCCCAGUCGUCUCCCGUCACCCGAGCCUCUCUGUCGAGCCGAGCACAAUGGCCACCACGCUUGCGAUCGAGGGCAUGACCUGCGGCGCCUGCACCUCUGCCGUCGAGGGGGGCUUCAAGGAUGUCCCCGGUGUCAAAAGCUUCAGCAUAUCAUUACUCUCCGAACGAGCCGUUAUCGAGCACGACCCUAGCCUGCUUACCGCAGAGCAGAUUGCCGAGAUUAUCGAGGACCGUGGCUUCGGCGCCGAGAUUAUCGACAGCGUACGAGCAGUGCCAGCUGACAAGGCAGACGAAGCGCCCAGCGCCGUCGCCACCACGACGGUUGCGAUCGAGGGCAUGACCUGUGGUGCAUGCACAUCUGCCGUCGAGGGCGGCUUCAAGGGCGUGGAUGGCAUAUUGAAAUUCAACAUUAGUCUGCUCGCAGAGCGAGCCGUCAUCACACACGACGUUUCGAAAAUUACCGCCGACCAAAUAGCCGAAGCCAUCGAAGACCGAGGCUUUGACGCCGCUGUUCUCUCAACAUCUUUUGACGUCCAAGAUGUUGGUGCGGGAACGACCACUGCCCAAUUUAAAAUCUACGGAAACCCGGACGCCACUGUAGCAAAGGCACUGGAAGCCAAGAUCUGCGGACUCGCUGGCGUCAAGUCUGCAUCUCUCAGCUUGUCUACAGACAGGUUGUCCGUUACACAUAACCCAUCUGUCAUUGGGCUGCGAGCCAUUGUCGAGGCUGUUGAGCAGGAGGGCUUGAACGCGCUUGUUGCCGACAGCCAGGAUAACAAUGCCCAGCUUGAGUCGCUGGCCAAGACGCGCGAGAUUACGGAAUGGAGGACAGCAUUCAGAACAUCGCUGUGCUUUGCCAUUCCCGUCUUCAUCAUUGGCAUGUGUCUGCCCAUGGGACUGCCCAGCUUGGAUUUUGGCAAGAUUGCUCUGGUUCCUGGGCUUUGUCUAGGCGAUGUCAUUUGCCUGGCCCUCACCAUUCCCGUUCAAUUUGGCAUUGGCAAGCGCUUCUACAUUUCCGCAUACAAAUCUAUCAAGCACGGCUCCCCUACUAUGGAUGUCCUAGUCAUUCUCGGCACGUCUUGUGCCUUUUUCUACAGCAUCUUUGCCAUGCUGGUCUCACUCCUAAUGCCUCCUCACUCCCGACCCAGCACCAUCUUUGACACGAGCACCAUGCUCAUCACCUUCAUCACCUUUGGCCGUUACCUAGAAAACAGCGCCAAGGGACAGACAUCUAAGGCCUUGUCUCGUCUCAUGUCUCUGGCCCCUUCUAUGGCGACCAUUUACGCCGACCCCAUCGCUGCCGAAAAGGCCGCCGAGGCCUGGGCCAAAUCCAGCGAUGCCACCACCCCCCGCACACCGCGUGCACCGGGCUCCGAGGGAUCUGCGCACGAAGAAAAGUCCAUCCCUACCGAGCUGCUGCAGCUCAGCGACAUUGUCAUUAUUCGACCUGGCGACAAGAUCCCCGCUGAUGGCACCGUGGUCCGCGGCGAAACCUACAUCGACGAGAGCAUGGUUACGGGUGAGGCCAUGCCCGUCCAGAAACGUCUCGGCGACAAUGUCAUUGGCGGCACCGUCAACGGUAAUGGCAGGGUCGACUUCCGCGUCACGCGCGCCGGCCGUGACACUCAGCUCAGUCAGAUUGUGCGGCUUGUGCAGGACGCGCAGACGACGCGCGCGCCGAUUCAGCAGGUCGCCGACACGGUCGCGGGCUACUUUGUACCCACGAUCCUCGUGCUCGGCCUCGGCACGUUUCUCACCUGGAUGGUACUCUCCCACGUGCUGUCGCACCCGCCGCAAAUCUUCUUGCAAAACGCGAGCGGUGGCAAAAUCAUGGUCUGCGUCAAGCUGUGCAUCUCCGUCAUCGUCUUUGCUUGCCCGUGCGCGCUGGGCCUCGCGACGCCCACGGCUGUCAUGGUCGGCACGGGCGUGGGCGCCGAAAACGGCAUCCUCAUCAAGGGCGGCGCAGCGCUCGAGCGUACCACAAAGGUGACCAAGGUGGUGCUCGACAAGACGGGCACCAUUACCCACGGCAAGAUGAGCGUCGCGCGCAUGACGCUCGCACCGGCGUGGAGCGCCAGCGAUGCCCGCAAACGCGCCUGGUGGGCCGCAGUCGGCCUCGCGGAGAUGGGCAGCGAGCAUCCCGUUGGUAAAGCCAUCGUCGGUGCUGCCAAGGACGAGCUCGGCCUCGGACCGGAUGCGGCCAUUGACGGUAGCGUCGGCGAUUUCAAGGUCAGCGUCGGCAAGGGUGUCGUCGCACAGGUCGAGCCUGCGCUAUCUUCCGACCGCCCACGCUACCACGUCGUCGCCGGCAACCUCAAGCACCUCAACGACCACGGCAUCGCCGUGCCCGAGGACGCCAUCGAGGCCGCCGAGCAGCUCAACGUCCACGCUACCGCCGCCCAGUCCAAGCCCGCCUCCUCCAGAAAACCUGCCACCGCCUCUGGCCGCGCCGCGUCCUCUGCCGGCACCACCAACAUCUUUGUCGCCGUCGACGGCCAGUACGCCGGCCACCUCUGCCUCGCUGACACCAUCAAGGACGGCGCGGCGGCCGCCAUUGCCGUGCUUCACCGCAUGAAGAUCCAGACGGCCAUUGUCACCGGUGACCAGCGCUCCACUGCGCUUGCCGUCGCCGCCGCCGUAGGCAUCGACGCCGACGACGUCUACGCCGGCGUCUCGCCCGACCAGAAGCAGUCCAUCGUUCGGCAGAUGCAAGCCACCGGCGCUAUCGUCGCCAUGGUCGGCGACGGCAUCAACGACUCCCCCGCGCUUGCCACCGCCGACGUCGGCAUCGCCAUGUCCUCGGGCACCGAUGUCGCCAUGGAGGCUGCCGACGUGGUCCUCAUGCGUCCCACCGAUCUCUUGAGCAUCCCCGCCGCCCUCGCCCUUACCCGCGCCAUCUUCCGCCGCAUCAAGAUGAACCUCGGCUGGGCUUGCCUCUAUAACCUCAUCGGCCUGCCCAUCGCCAUGGGCUUCUUCCUCCCGAUAGGCCUCCACAUGCACCCCAUGAUGGCCGGCUUCGCCAUGGCUUGCUCCUCCGUCUCCGUCGUCGUCUCCAGCCUGCUGCUCAAGUUCUGGACGAGGCCCCGCUGGAUGGACGAGGCUGCCGCCGAACGAACAGGCGGCUUGCGCUGGCACGGCGGGCGCGGCGUCAUUGGCUGGUUCCGCGAGAUGCUGGCUAGACGUGGCGCUGGGAAAGGAGACGAGGGGUACGUGCCGUUGCGGGAUAUGGACGCGUGA